This is a messenger RNA of Desarmillaria tabescens, 1041 nucleotides long. RefSeq lists its product as uncharacterized. The transcript has 6 exons. The record is from RefSeq and is a predicted model, not a curated record. Bases 1 to 981 code for a protein of 326 amino acids. Lineage: Eukaryota; Fungi; Basidiomycota; Agaricomycetes; Agaricales; Physalacriaceae.
AUGCCUGCUGUUGCACUCCCUCCAGUAACUAUUCUGGAUGACCUGAAUACGAAUGGCAUUCGCGCAUAUAACAUUUGCCUUGAGCUUGAGAAGUCGGCCCCUGCUGACAGCGAUACGUUGAUUCACGCAAGGACACUGGGCUACUUGAUUAUCCAUUCCCCCUCCCAUACUGCGCUUCAAGAAGUCGCUAAUGCGAUACAUUCGUGUGCAAGAGACCAUGCGAAGCUGUCCCACCUCGGACAGUGCUUCAUCAACUAUUUCAUCCGUCCCUUCAAGAAGUUCAAAGGUCGAACACCCGCCUCUUCAGAUAACCCGUCAUGCCAGUCGUCGUGUGAUAAACUCAAGAGGGAUUUAAUUCAGGAGGCACCGAAAACUCAUAAAGAGGCAAAAGAUCUCGCUCUUGUCCGAGAUGGGUUUCGGUGUGUGGUGACCGGCAACUACCACCACGACACACUUUCCCAGGUUUCGGCUUCCGCCAACGAAAUUCGGGAAGCAGGCGUGGUGUAUACACAGUGUGCACACAUUGCACUAGAGUCUACAUAUUUUAACCUAUCCGACCUCGACUCGAGCAACGAGGAGCCUGACUAUGCCGCUUUAGUAAAAGUACAUCCUCUUUACAAUGUCAUGACAAUGCAAUCCGAUAUCCACGAAUGGUUUACUCGCCUAGAGAUCCGGUUCGAGAAGACGGAAGUCACAAAUCGUUACAGAAUUCGAUCUAUCGAUGCCUGGUACCGAUUACCGGCAGAGGUAACAUUCACCACCCCGGACGACGAGAAUCUUCCCGUUCCAUCCGAGUCACUUCUUGCCCUGCAUGCUGUUUGUGCCAAGGUCGCGAAUUUCUCUGGGGCGGCCGAAUAUAUCGAUAAACUUGACCAAGAGGUGGAAGACUUGGGUGUACUAGCACACGAUGGAAGUUCCGGGGAUGUAUUAAGCAGUGCCCUCUUGAAAAGCAUGAAUCAAGCUGUUGGCGUUGGUCACUGAAACCGUCGAGAGGGAUAUCAAACACUUUGCUUCUGUAGGUACAACCCUGGAGACCACAGU